AGAACAACCACCUCUUUUGUUUCCUAUAUCUACCUCCAAAUUGGAUAAAUUUGAUUAUCUCCUCUAGUUUGUUUUAUUUUUAUUUAGUAUAAAGAUUUAUUAUUGUAUUUGUUGAGGUUGGUACGAGUUGCUUAGUUGCUUGUUUGAAGUUGUCGCAAAGCAAGAGCUUAGGAUUUGAUAGAUUGUUUGGUAAAAAUUUACUAAAUUGGAUCAGCUGUCGCUGAUAUAUAUUGUUUUCUUAUAGCCUGCAUACAUUCGAUUGUUGCUUUGUUCAUAAGUCUGUUUACUAUGGGUAGCUUGUUGGAUUGGUUGUUUCAUUUUCCUCCUUUACUAUGGGGUUUGGAACAGACGGAGGAUAUUGUGAUUAAAGCUCUUAAGCAUGGUAAAGUUCCUCAACACGUCGCAUUUGUCAUGGAUGGAAAUCGCCGGUGGGCUCGCAAGCACCGUGUAGAGACAAUUGAAGGUCAUAGUCUAGGUUUUGAGGCUCUGAAAAAUCUUCUUCGGGUCUGCCUAAAGAUGGGCGUGAAGGAAGUUUCGGCAUUUGCAUUCUCAAUAGAGAACUUUAAGCGCUCAAAAUACGAAGUUGACGCACUCAUGGAUAUUGUAAAAAAUAGUCUUACUCAAAUUACCGCUCAUGGAGAUAUGGUGGACCAAUACGGCAUUCGGAUUCGUAUUGUUGGCGAUCUAAACCGUUUGAAGCCAGACGUUUACGAAGCUGUUGUCAAAGUCGUUGAAUCAACAAAGAACAAUACCAGAGCUACUUUAAAUGUUUGCUUUCCAUAUACGUCGCGUCAUGAAAUAUCGCACUCCGUACAGAAUAUUGUUCGCUUGGCCGAAGAUGAAAAAAUAGUUCCAGAAGACAUCGAUGAAGGGUUGUUUGAAAAGAAUCUUCUUCUAAACGACAGUCUUCCUCUUGACUGGUUAAUCCGCACCAGUGGUGUUGAACGUCUAUCAGACUUUUUAAUGUGGCAGGUUCAUGAGGAUUCUGAAAUCAGCUUUAUAGACAAUUACUGGCCUGACUUUUCUGUUUGGCGUUUCUUUCCUAUGCUCAUCCGUUAUCAACUCCAGAGUCAACAGGAUGCAUAAUAAAUUAUGAGCAUACCUCUGUGUUUUCUAUUCAUCACUUUAUUUUCUUUCUUUCUUUAAAUCAUAAAUUAAUAAUUAAUAAUAUACUAAUAAUAGUUUUUCCAAA
This is a messenger RNA of Schizosaccharomyces octosporus yFS286, 1192 nucleotides long. RefSeq names its product cis-prenyltransferase. Gene Ontology annotation, molecular function: ditrans,polycis-polyprenyl diphosphate synthase [(2E,6E)-farnesyl diphosphate specific] activity. Bases 289 to 1086 code for a protein of 265 amino acids. Gene Ontology annotation, cellular component: dehydrodolichyl diphosphate synthase complex; endoplasmic reticulum; membrane. Lineage: Eukaryota; Fungi; Ascomycota; Schizosaccharomycetes; Schizosaccharomycetales; Schizosaccharomycetaceae. The record is from RefSeq and is a predicted model, not a curated record. The transcript is spliced from 5 exons.